Messenger RNA from Erigeron canadensis, 906 nucleotides. RefSeq lists its product as uncharacterized. The record is from RefSeq and is a predicted model, not a curated record. The transcript has a single exon. The coding region runs from base 1 to 906 and encodes 301 amino acids. Lineage: Eukaryota; Viridiplantae; Streptophyta; Magnoliopsida; Asterales; Asteraceae.
AUGUUGAGUUCCGACGAAGAUUCAGUCUCAUACAUUCGUAAGUAUACAAUAGAUGCCGAAAUCUUAAACACUUUCAUGACGUUCGUUGACGAAGAAGAAGAAGAAGAAGAAGAAGAAGCAGAGAGCUCAAGAAUGGCAAUCAGACCAAAAAUACCAAGAAGAACAAUACCCAGAAACCAUGUGGAAGCCGCCACACGUUUAUAUAAUCAUUACUUUGCCCCGCAACCCGUUUACCCUGCCGAUUAUUUUAGAAGGCGUUUUCGAAUGCCCAAAGAAAUGUUUCUUCGUAUAGUGAACGAUAUACAUCACUUUAACGCCAUACAACCAUUACCAAAACACUUUGCAUUCUUCCACGACGCUGCAACCGACGUUACGGGUCGCCCGUCGUUAAAUAUUUUUCAAAAAUGUACUUCCGUUGUACUACAACUAGCUUAUGCUUCUACUGCCGACCAGUUAGAUGAAUACCUCGAAAUGGGUUCCCAAACGUCUGCCGAUUCUUUUAACUACUUCUGCAAAUGUCUUGUUCAGUUAUAUCACUCAGAGUUUUUGAGAAAACCGACGCAAGAAGAUGUUAACCGCGUGACCGCUAAACACGAGGCGGUGCAUGGUUUUCCAGGUAUGCUUGGAAGCAUUGAUUGUAUGCACUGCGCAUGGAGAAACUGCCCAACGGCAUGGAAAGGCCAAUACACUCGUGGUGACAAAGGACAUCCAACGAUUAUGCUUGAAGUGGUUGCUUCAUAUGAUUUGUGUAUUUGGAAUGCUUACUUUGGACCCGUCGGUUCGAACAACGAGAUCAACGUCCUUAAUGAAUCUGACUUGUUCGACCAGCUUCUCCAAAAUAAAGCUCAUGCGGUAAAUUUCACCGCUAAUGGCCAACAGUUUACAAAGGGUUAUUAUAUAAGCUGA